Hyaloscypha bicolor E is the source of this 1488-nucleotide messenger RNA. RefSeq names its product acyl-CoA thioesteras-like protein II. Gene Ontology annotation, molecular function: fatty acyl-CoA hydrolase activity. The record is from RefSeq and is a predicted model, not a curated record. Gene Ontology annotation, biological process: acyl-CoA metabolic process; fatty acid catabolic process. The transcript is spliced from 3 exons. The coding region runs from base 142 to 1191 and encodes 349 amino acids. Lineage: Eukaryota; Fungi; Ascomycota; Leotiomycetes; Helotiales; Hyaloscyphaceae. Gene Ontology annotation, cellular component: peroxisomal matrix.
CAAAAAGGCAUGAAACGCGUCGCUCUUUUAACCACUCUUCUCCCUCGUCGACAUUUCCAAAAUCGAGCACGCUCAAUCACACUUCUCACCUUCCAGCAACGUUACCCUCUCACGAACAGGCAUUCAUUUACGUCAACAGCCAUGGCAGACCAUCCCACCCUAGUCAAACCACCACCCAUCGAUCCCUUGAAAUCCUCGAUAGAAAACGUUCUAGAACUCACAGAACUAUCCGCCAUUGCACCUGACCUCUACACCAACACCAGACCUCUCUGGCACCCUCCAGGAGCACGCGGUAUCUACGGCGGCGCCGUAAUUGCACAAUGUCUCGCCGCCGCCCAGCGUACCGUCCCCUCGAACUUCACAGUGCACAGUAUGCAUUGCUACUUCGUGCUAGCGGGAGACUCUGAGAUUCCGGUCAUGUACUACGUCGAGCACGUCCGAGAAGGAAAAUCUUUCGCAACUCGCACAGUCCAAGCUCGACAAAGGGGGAAAUGCAUAUUCACAACCACCAUGUCGUUUGUGAGGGAGAAGAGCGGAGGCAAAAAGACAAUCAACCAUGCAGUACCGUUACCUGAAGGAUUGGAUAAACCCUGUGCGCCGAACGGGGAGGAAGAGGGCGGAAGCCCUUUUAUUAGCCAUCGAAUUGAGAUUUUGAAUAAGGAUAGUAAGAAUCCGCAUGAAAAGCGGACGAGGCAAUGGAUUAAGGCUCGUGGGAGGAUCUCUGAGGCUGGCGGACACCAGGCGCAUUUGAGUGCGCUGGCUUAUAUGUCGGAUUCUUAUUUCAUCGGCACGAUUUCGAGGAUACAUGAUUUAUGGAGGUUUGGGGCGCCAAACAGUAAUAAGACGGAAGGGAAAGAGUCGGCGCCCAAUGAGGAUAUGGCGCAGAGAGAGGCUUAUGUAAAAAAGUUAAAGGAAUUUGAGGGCUUCGGUCACGAUUUGGAGAAUACGGCUGGGAGACCGGAGAUUGGAAUGAUGGUUUCACUGGAUCAUACGAUAUAUUUUCACGAGCCGAGAGGGUUUAGAGCUGACGAGUGGAUGUUCACUGAGAUGUCGAGUCCAUGGUCUGGUGAUGGCAGAGGUGUGGUUAUGCAGCAUAUGUUUGCUGCGGACGGGACGUUGAUUGCAACUUGCUUUCAAGAGGGAGUUGUGAGACUCAAAGAAGAGCGUGUUCCGAAGACGUCGAAAUUAUAAUUUCGGGUUUCCCACAAUAUUACGUUCAGAGGUGUGCUGCAAUCACAAAUUUUUGUACAAAUUAUAUACCUACACUUUAGAUUCCGAAGUCAAGCGUCACAAUGGAGCCAUCCGUCACUUGCCACUUGAAGACCCAGUCCUCAUCUAGUUCACAUCUGUGUAUCUGGAAAGAAAAGGCGUGCCUUAUUCGUGCUAUUAGUGGCCACAUUCUCAAUUGCCUUCUACUUCUCGCUUGUUCCAUAACAGUGCAACGACGUCCAUUGGAGACGACAUACGUCUAGUCAAUGGAAUUUCUAU